AUGGCUUCGUCGCUGUCCUCCACGCCCCUGAUGGCGGCCGUGCGAUCCAAGCAUCCCUCCUUUGCCGCUUGUCGAUCCUUUUCGCAGUCCGUCCAGCGCGCCGCUGGCUACGUGCCAAAUGAAGUCUCCGUCAAACAGCCGGCUCAGCCGAGUAUGCGCACCAGAGGGAGUGAAUUGAGUCGGGCAGAUCUGCCCCAGGAUAUUGGACUGUUGCCCGGAACAGUUGUUCGACCGCUCUGGAGAGAUAUGCCGUCGAUUUUCACACAACCAUCCGAGCGUCUACGGAUGGAAUGGCUGUGGAUGAAGACCAGUUUUCAGAACUUUCUAGGUCUGCUCGCCUAUACCAAGUGGCUCAACAAGGGAUUGCCGCUUCGUUUGAAAGAACGACGACAGGUCGCUCGCGACCUCCACCAGCAGAUGUACUCUGCAUUCGCCGAUGGCAACACCAUGAAACUCCGCAAGAUCUGCUGCACUGGUCUCGCCAACAACCUCAGCUCGCGCAUCAACGACCGCCCCAAGGAUGAGAAGGUUACCUGGGCCUUGGAGAAAUACAACCGCACUCCCGGAACUUUCCUCACCGGCCUGCGGGUCGUCUCCGACCGCGCCACACAAAUCCCCGAAUUGCCCAACUCCGGAGUUCGUCAAGUCAUCGUUCGCAUCACCAGUCGCCAGUCCACCGGAAAAGUCAAGGUGCAGCCGAAGAACAAACGUCUCGGGCCGUCCGUCCCCACCGAGACCCCCGUCGAGCCCCCCGCGGCGCCCAAACAGCAGGACUGCACGGAAUACGUGGUGGUCCAGAAACUGCGAUGGACCGGCGAGGAAGAGCCGUGGCGCAUCUGGGGCCACACUACGCCCAUGACCGUUGACAAUCUCCAGGACGCCGCCUUCGCCCCCGGAUUGUCGGCCGCGGAGCGUUUGGAGCUGAUGAAGAGCGAGAUGAUGGGCAAGAAAUAA
Aspergillus steynii IBT 23096 is the source of this 954-nucleotide messenger RNA. RefSeq lists its product as uncharacterized. Gene Ontology annotation, cellular component: mitochondrion. The record is from RefSeq and is a predicted model, not a curated record. The coding region runs from base 1 to 954 and encodes 317 amino acids. Lineage: Eukaryota; Fungi; Ascomycota; Eurotiomycetes; Eurotiales; Aspergillaceae. The transcript is spliced from 3 exons.